Messenger RNA from Lates calcarifer (barramundi perch), 2225 nucleotides. RefSeq lists its product as uncharacterized. Lineage: Eukaryota; Metazoa; Chordata; Actinopteri; Centropomidae. The record is from RefSeq and is a predicted model, not a curated record. The transcript has 8 exons. The coding region runs from base 151 to 1476 and encodes 441 amino acids.
GUCAGUGAGAACAUGAUUUAAGUUGGUAUCUACCUCUCGUCCAUGUGUCACUGUGCCAAAACAUCUUCCCGCCACUGAGAGCUGCUGUGUUGUUUACAACCAUCGAACAUAUAGAAGAAAACAGUUCAGCUGUAAAGAAGAAGACAAAUCAUGGUGAAGAUUUCAAUGGAAGAGUGGAAAACAGCUCUGACCUCCAUCCUCAAGAAGUUGGAUCAGGAACAGUACAGAAAGUUACAGAAAAUAUUGAACAAACUCCCCCCAGCAAAACUAACAGCCAAGUACAAAGAGAAUAUGCCCAAAAAGAUCAUUGAGUACUACGCAGUAGAAGAGUCCAUCUCUGCAAUCAAAGAUGCAAUGGAUCAAAUCCCAAGAAAUGAUCCUGCAGUCCAGGACCUGCUGCGCCCCUUUGUGGACAAACUGAAGAAGAAACAAGAAAAGAAUAAAGAGAAGAAGAGGAAACAUGAAAGUGAUUCAGAGUCAGAGGACAAGAAGCCAAAGCCUGCAGCUGCUCAACAGAGCAGCAGCAAACCUGAGGAGAGAAAGAGUCAGCUUUGGAGAAAAACCAUCGCUGAUCUAAAGACCAGUGGUUACCUCGGUGAAAAAGCCAUAACUGGAAGAGUUGUGCAGAAAACUGGUCUGCGCUCAUAUCAAACACAAGAGAAGAAGGAUAAGUUCUUAUUUUAUCUGGUAGUUGCUGAUGAGACAGGCAGCAUCCGAGUGACGGUGUAUGGAAAAGAGCACUAUGAAGAAAUUAUGGAAAACAAGUCCUACAUGUUCAGAAAUGUGAUGUUUGAAUGGAAUGAUCACUUUAAAGAGAAGGUCUUAAAAGUAACCCAACAAAGCACAGUGGCAGAGUUUAACCACAUCAGUGUUCCAGAGGAGGUGGAGCUGGAAGCUCAGAAGCUCAUUUCUGGUCAGAAUCCAGUUUCCAUCAAAGAGGCCAAAAGGUCUGAAGACAAGACAAUAGUGAGCGUUGAAGGAACAAUAACAAAGAUUGGUCCUGUUGAAUCUGUCAAACUGAAGGCCAAACGAGGAAGGAAAGAUAGGCAAGAUAUCAAACUUAAAGACGACACAGAUGAAAUCAGUAUCAGCCUGUGGGGUGAAGACAUCAAGCAGCUCAGAGGAAAGUUAGAGGGAGACGUCGUCAAGGUGACCGACCUGAAGACCAAUCACUACUAUGGCACAGUGUCACUGAACUCAACUGACUUCACCAUGAUUGUCAAGGUCCAAAGUGCUGCUGUCCAGAAUGUGGGAAUUCAGAUUAUCGGAAUCACAACCGCCAGCAAGAUGGAGACUCACCUGGAGGCGGAGUGUAACAGCGAGGUGCAGACAUUUGUUGUAGCUUCUGAACUCCUGGCAGAGGCGUUUGGUGUCAGACUGGAGGGUGACUUUAAGAAAACGCUCCUUGAAAAACUACCCCUCUCUGCAAAGGCAGAAAUACAAGGAAAUAAGAUUAAUAAAAUUAAAGCUGCUUAGAAGAUGUAAAAACCUAACAACAGUGUAUCAGCUGAUAUGUAGGAAGAUUUUUCUCUCACAUAACGUUUUUUAAUAAAGAUCCUUUAAAUUUGUCAAUGAAAGAACAGUGAUCAACAUCUGGAGUGUCUGAGAUUAAUCCACUUGACUUAUUGAUCCAAUCCCCUUUAAUGACGUUGAUAAUAAUCCUGUUGGGACUAAACACAGUUAUUAUUACAUCUUGAACCCAGUGCUGUCGGUACAGACAGACAGUAAUAAUAUUGUAUUUUAAACAGAAAAACUGAGAUGAGAGGAUUUAAUGUAUCACACUGCACAUGAUUGGCUGAUUGUAUAAAACACGUAUAAGCAGGUGUUCCUAAUAAAGUGCUCAGUGAGAGUAAAUGCAAUCCUAUUUUCAGCUUGUGGGAGGAAUUAGAUUUUCUGUAGACUUAGAAUGGGACCAUGGUUUAAUGUUUCUCUGUAGCUGUAGAUGUUUGAAUUAUUCUGUUUAAUCAGCUUUUAUUGAACAUUUUGAUGAUUAAUUCUCCUCAUAUAUCCAUGGAGGAUUUUCUUUAGAUUCAUCAUAAGGUCAUAAUUGUGUUUAUUGUGCAGUUAAUGGUUUGGGCGUUUGACAUCAGAUUUGUUGUAUUUUCAAUCUGUUUUGUUUUUAAUUGUUUUUAUCUGUUUACUGUCUCUGAAGAAUCUGAACCUGAUUUGAUUUACUUGUGUCUGUUUGUUCAUCUACAAUAAAGACUUCAGUCUAACUACUGAGU